Molecule: messenger RNA, 960 nt
Organism: Podarcis muralis (Common wall lizard)
Lineage: Eukaryota; Metazoa; Chordata; Lepidosauria; Squamata; Lacertidae
Product: olfactory receptor 11G2-like
Biological process (GO): G protein-coupled receptor signaling pathway
Cellular component (GO): membrane
Molecular function (GO): G protein-coupled receptor activity; olfactory receptor activity
Source: RefSeq, a predicted model, not a curated record
AUGGAGAUGGACAAUAUGACUUCUGUCCAGGAAUUCAUUUUGCUGGGAUUUGGAAUUGGACAGCACAAACGGUUCCUGCUCCUCAUUUUUUUCACUAUUCUCUACAUGCUCACUUUGGCAGAGAACAUCACCAUUAUCACACUGGUGUUUCUAGACAACCACUUGGCUCAACUUCCCAUGUAUAUUCUACUGAGCAACUUCUCCUGGCUAGAGAUGUGCUACGUAUCCACCACUGUGCCUCGCAUGCUUUUUGACCUAGCUUCCCCUCAUGGGGUCAUUUCUUUCCAUGAGUGCUUCCUCCAGUUCUACAUUUUCUUUUCACUUGGUUGUACUGAAUGCUUCUUUCUCUCAACCAUGGCCUUGGACCGGUACUUGGCUAUCUGCUGCCCACUACGCUACCCACACAUAAUGUCCCCACACUUCUGCUACACUCUGGUAGCUCUAUGUUGGGUUGUUGGUUUCCUGUGGUACCUUGUCCCAGCAGUUUUGAUCUCCCUGUUGUCCUUCUGUGGAUCUAAUACCAUUGACCACUUCUUGUGUGAUCCUGGACCAAUUCUGGCCCUGGCAUGCCCGCCACUCGGAAAUGCUCCCCUCUUCAGCCAGAUUUGCCUCAAUGGUCUGAUUAUAGGCAAUGUCUCCUUUGUUGUGCUGUCCUACAGCACUGUAAUUCUCACCCUGAUGAAAACCUCUAGCCAAGGUAAUCGUAGGAAGGCCUUCUCCACCAUAUCAUUCCACAUUGUGGUGGUCACACUUUUCUACGGCUCAGUUGCAGGGAUGUACUUGAUUCCAGGUGGAGAAAGCCAAUCAGAGGUCACCAAGGCAGUGACCCUCUUCUACACAGCCAUCACACCCUUUCUCAAUCCUUUGAUCUACUGCUUGAGGAAUGAUCAGGUGAAAGAGGCAGUGGGCAGGUUGCUGAGGAGAAAGGUGAGGUCACUAGAGAGAAAGCAAAGAACUUAA